This is a messenger RNA of Archocentrus centrarchus (flier cichlid), 1956 nucleotides long. It is a transcript of the gene crlf1b, whose product is annotated as cytokine receptor-like factor 1b. Gene Ontology annotation, cellular component: external side of plasma membrane. Gene Ontology annotation, molecular function: cytokine receptor activity; protein binding. The record is from RefSeq and is a predicted model, not a curated record. Bases 123 to 1292 code for a protein of 389 amino acids. The transcript is spliced from 8 exons. Gene Ontology annotation, biological process: cytokine-mediated signaling pathway. Lineage: Eukaryota; Metazoa; Chordata; Actinopteri; Cichliformes; Cichlidae.
CGAACCUCGUGCUGGUUGUUUCACUGAAGAGCACAGCAGUCGCUUGGAGAGCGGAGCUGUGCGCUUCCUCCUCCAGCUUUACUUCACCUCCUGGAACUCCAAACGGACAGAAGGAGAGAACCAUGAUUUCCUUCAUGUUUGUGCUCCUCCUCGUUCCACGUGUGUUGUUCUCCUCGACACAUAUGGCAGUGAUCUCCCCCCAGGAUCCCUUUCUGCGGAUUGGCUCCAGCCUGACAGCCACGUGCACACUGAGCCCUGAGCUCGGCCUGCACGCGAGCACCUCGUACUGGACGCUGAACGGAGUGCGUCUGUCCAGUAGCACCUACAGUGUGGUGUCCUCCAGCGUCCUCAGUGUCACCCUUCAUGGCCUCAAUGGAUCGCAGCAGCAGUCCGGAGACAACCUGGUGUGUCACGGAGCGGAUGGACACGUCCUGGCUGGUUCUUGCCUCUACGUGGGCAUGGCUCCUGAAAAGCCCGUCAAUUUAACAUGUUGCUCCCGAAACACGAAGGACUUGAGCUGCCAGUGGAGCCUAGGUGGGCAGGGUGAGACCCACAUCCCAACCAAAUACACCCUCAAGUACAAAUUGAGAUGGCACGGGAAAGAGAAGGAGUGUGAAAAUUACAGCACAGGAAACCAGCGUUACUCCUGCUACAUCCCCCGCAAUAUCGCCCUCUUCACUCCAUAUGAGAUUUGGGUGGAAGCAACCAAUCAGCUUGGCUCAGCUACCUCUGACAUCACCACCCUGGACAUCCUCGAUGUAGUGACUACAGACCCUCCUGCCAACGUGCAGGUCAGUCGCGUCGGUGAUCUUGAGGACCAGCUGACGGUCCGCUGGGCCAGCCCCCCGGAGCUCAAGGACAUCCUGUUUCAGGCCAAAUAUCAGAUACGCUACCGACUGGAGGACAGCGCUGAAUGGAAGGUGGUGGAUGAUGUUGGUAAUCUAACAUCAUGUCGCCUGGCAGGCCUCCAGCCUGGGACGGUCUAUUUUGUCCAGGUGAGGUGUAACCCAGUGGGCAUCUUUGGCUCCAGGAAGGCUGGCAUCUGGAGUGACUGGAGCCACCCGACUGCUGCCUCCACACCCAGCAGUGAGCGGCUGCAGAGCGGCUCAUGUGAUCCUAAGACCGGUGAGCAGAACUCCACCCUGCGGCGGGAACUCAAGCAGUUCUUCGGCUGGGUCCGCAAGCAUGCGUACGGCUGCAGCGGCAUGUCAAUGAAACUGUACGAUCAGUGGAGGGUGUGGCUGCAGAAAUCACAGAAAUCUCGCAAGCAGGUAGAUUUUACAAGAAGAUAAUUCAUAGGACACACACUCAGCGUGACUGUGGCGUUUAAUUCAAGAUGUGCAUCAAGAAACACUGACAGAUAACUGGUCCAGAGGGUCCCUGCUGCGUGAGAGGUCCAACUCCCACCUGAGGGAUGCUGCAGUUUGUGCUCACGAGUUUGAUUUUUAAAAGGCCUAGGUGGGAGAUAACUGAACUGGGACAAUGCAGCCUUUUAUGCUGCUUCCACAGUCCAAACUUUAUAUGUCUGUUAGAUCUGUUUGCAAUAACACAUCAAUGCCUUCAAAAACUGCAAAUUUAUACUUGAAAGUGUUCAAACUUUUUUUUUUUUUUUUAACUGAAUGUAAGAAACACUUUUCUGGAAGCAGAUCAUAUUGUGCGAAAUUAACAUUUUAAUGGCAGUUCACGGCUUUCAUUUUCACCAUUAUAUUAGAAUGAGCACACAGUUCAAAGAACUAAAUGAAUUUGUGGCAUCAUGAAGGGGCAAAUGUCAGAAUACUGUUUCUUUUUUUUUUUCCAGUUGUUUAAAGUCUUGGUGGUUGAGUCCUUUUAACAUGUACACUAGAUUGACUCAAAAUAUUGUAGUUGCUUAUAUUUUUGUAAUCCAAGUGGAUAGUUUUCUGUCUAGCAUCUACUUUUUCUGUGCAUAAUGUAAAGUGUAGUACAAGUUGAUUUAUU